This is a messenger RNA of Hydatigera taeniaeformis, 1383 nucleotides long. NCBI's taxonomy places the organism in Eukaryota, Metazoa, Platyhelminthes, Cestoda, Cyclophyllidea, Taeniidae. The record is from the annotation of a GenBank genome assembly.
AUGGAUGUCGCAUCUAGUAUCUUUGCAUUUGACAUAAAACAACUUUUUGAGGAUGGAACGGAGAAAUGUUUUGAAAUGAACAAGGCUGGUACUUAUCCAGUGAAUGCAAAGGAUCACGAGGCCACUGACGUUUGUUACAUGUUUUGGUUAUUUGGAGAAGAUACUUUUCCGGAAAUGCAAAUGGCAAUAAGGAAAGCCAAACAGGACUGUGGCUAUUUGUGGUGCUGGGACUGUACCGAAGGCAGUGUGGCCGAGCUGAUUUUUCAUAAACUUGCUCUUCAAAAGGUCAAUCAGGCGAACGGUUUUCUUGGAGUGUCACAAAGUGGAUAUUGUGCCGCUUCAAUUGGUUGCAUCCACCUCAGGCAACUGCAAUUGGAUUCUGCGAAAUCGGUGGACUCUGCGUCAGAUGGGAUGACUACAUCGAUUCCUGAUGUGGAUAUGUGCACGAUGUGCGAUGAGAGCGUUUCGACCUACUAUAACCCUGUUCCCGGGAUAAAUACGAUACUCUCUUGUGCUGAAAGGAAGGUUCCAGUCGACGCUGGGACUUCAUCGGCACUGACGGCCAAUGUGCGUGAGAAGAUGGAGGAGAUAAGGCAGAUGUUCUAUGAGAGCGACAGCACAACGCAGCAUCAGGAGACGCUUGCCGCGGGGAUGUCCACGAUGGGAUUGAUGAGCACGUUAAACACUUGCGGACCCUCGGCUCGGGUUAGUGCCCGCAAAGACGCUCCUUCUGCCCUGCCUGCCACUCACCCGCGUGGGCUUCAGGUGCGUAAUGACGGAUCCCCAUCCCUUCAUUUGGCGCAGCCACAGGAGCCGUUAGGCUUGCAGAUAUUCAAGGAUCCCGAAGGGUUGGCUGCAUGCGGAGCUGAGCCAAUGCGAUCACGUCAGCCACUGCGGACCGUCAAUCAUGCAUCGGCCAUGCGCCGACCACCACCACCCUCUUCUGAUGAGGAGAACUUGGGGUUUGUAGGAGUGAGGCGGGAUGCUAUCGCCCAGAUCGACUCAGCCGGAAUGACAAUGUCCAAUUUUACCUUACCUCUCGUUUUUGAUCCUCCUUGCGCCUCCACUUCCGUCUUCACUGGGAGUAUUGUCCCCUCCUCUAUUGCAUCUGCCCCUCUUAACCCCGCUGCAGGGAUCCAGUCAAAGCAGCAGAGGCAACAGCUGGAGGAGGAGAAUGACGAGAUGGUAGUAGAAAUGGGUAGCUUGUCACCAUCACCGAGCAGGCCUGAUAGUCCAUUGGCAGAUGCCUUCAACCUUUUCGUACGCAGUCCCGAUCCAAGUGGACGUUUGCGCAUAGACGCGACUAAGUUUAUGGACGCCUUCCUCACCAAAAAAGUGGAUAAGAGAAAGAACUCAGACAGCAAACGACCUCCACUCUUUUAG